Molecule: messenger RNA, 1407 nt
Organism: Anopheles marshallii
Lineage: Eukaryota; Metazoa; Arthropoda; Insecta; Diptera; Culicidae
Product: facilitated trehalose transporter Tret1-like
Exons: 2
Coding region: 1-1407 (468 amino acids)
Biological process (GO): transmembrane transport
Cellular component (GO): membrane
Molecular function (GO): transmembrane transporter activity
Source: RefSeq, a predicted model, not a curated record
AUGCAUUGGCGUUACAACGAAUUUCUUGCGGGAGCAAUAGCCAACCUGGCCACGGUUUCGGUUGGUUGUGGUAUUGCGUGGCCUUCCCCAAUAUUUCAGAAGCUGUCCGCCGCCGAUCUGAACGAUAACCCAUUCGGCAAGGUACUGUCGGAGCGGGAAAAGAUGUGGUCCGAGGCGGGCUUAGCAAUCGGAGGCUUGGCAGGUCCUCUACUGGCGUUUUGGGUCAACAAGCACAAGGGCCCUCGAAUAGCGCUGUUACUGAGCAGCGUCCUAUACAUCGCGGGUUGGCUACUGUGCAUGAUCGUUGGUUCUGUGUCACUGCUGAUAUUAGCACGCACCAUUGUUGGAUUUGCUAACGGUUACGUCCUGCUGACGGUAACACUCUACAUUGGCGAGAUCGCCAGUGAUCGUUAUCGGGGUGCGCUGGGAUGCUUCAUUCAGAUCGGAACUACGCUGGGGAUACUGGUCGUGUACUGUGCCGGACCGUUUGUAAGCUAUCUCGCGCUUCAGGCCAUCUGCUGUGGUGUUCCCAUACUGUUCGGGACACUGUUUCUGUACAUGCCGGAGACACCCCACUAUCUGGUGCAGCGUGGACAUCACCAGCGCGCGCUGGAGGCGCUCAUGUUCCUGCGCGGUGCUCGACAUGCCGAUGAGGUUAGGUCCGAACUGGAGGAGAUCAAGCAGUACGUUAAGCGGCGAGAUGGCGAUGAUGGUGCACCGGCCCGAGCAGUCCAUCACCUGCAGCGCCUGCUGACACAUCGUGGCAACCAAAAGGCGCUCUGGAUCAGCUUGGGAUUGGUGCUGUUUCAACAGUGUUCCGGCAUCGACAUCAUCCUGGCAAACGGGGAGCUACUGUUCGCCAAAUCGAAUGCUUCCCUGGGCCCGAUCUACGGUACCAUCGUGCUGGGUGUGCUGCAAUUUCUGUCCAGCUGUGUAACACCAUUCUUCAUCGAGCGUUCGGGCCGUCGCCCAAUACUGCUCGCAUCAUCGGUUGGUCUGAUGAUCGCGUUAGCCACACUCGGGACGUACUUCGUGCUGAAUCGCUAUACCGUUUCGGUGGAGUCUAUUCGCUGGUUGCCGCUAACGGCACUGGUCGGUUUUGUGACACUCUAUAACGCAGGCUUCGGCCCAGUCGCUUGGGCCAUUGUGAUGGAGAUCUUCGCCCACGAGCUAAAGCCGAUCGGCGUCACGUUGUCUGUGCUCGGUGCCGUACUGUUCGACUAUGCCAUCCUGCAGAUAAUCACCGUCCUCAUACAGAGCGCCGGCUUAGAUUGGGCAUUCUGGAUUCUCGGCAGCAUCUGUGCCGGUGCCGGCCUGUUCUGCUGGCUGUACGUCAUCGAAACGCGUGGACUUAACCUGGUCGCGAUCCAGGAGCGCUUGAGCGGUAUCAAGACGGUACGAUUAUGA